UCUCUGAAGCUCCCCAAGAGGAGACACUAGCGUCCCCGAGGCCCUUAGAGAGAGGAGCUGCCUGCCUUCCUCCCCGCUGCCUCUGGAGACCCAGGUGACAGGUCACAGCAGAACUUCUGUGUUUCGUGAGCCUGUGCCAUGCUGGUCCUCCCAGGGCUCCUCAUGGCGCUGCUGGGCUGGGCUCUUGCUCUGGACCCAGCCCUGGAAGAUGGAUGGAGAGGAUGGAAAAGCUUCCAUGCUAAGGAGUAUCCCGAGGAGGAUGAAGGUUUCCGGAAGGAGACCUGGGUGAAGAACCUGCAGCGGAUCAAGCAGCACAACCUGGAGGCAUCUCAGGGGAAGCACAGCUACCACCUGGAAAUGAACCACUUUGGGGACCUGACGGAUGAAGAGUUCAACCAGGUUCUGAACGGCUUCAUUCCCGACACCGCCCAGCAGCCCCGUGGGAUGGAGUUCCUCUUCCAGGAACCGGCUUCUCCUGUGACCCCGAAAGAGGUGGACUGGCGAGCGAAGGGCUAUGUCACCCCCGUGAAGAACCAGGGCUUAUGUGGGUCAUGCUGGGCUUUCAGUGCCACUGGGGCCCUGGAGGGCUUGGUCUUCAACAAGACAGGCAAGCUGGUGCAGCUGAGUGAGCAGAACCUCAUGGACUGCUCCUGGAAGCUGGGGAACAGCGGCUGCCAUGGGGGGUACAUCACAAGGGCCUUCCAGUACGUGCAUGACAAUGGGGGCAUCAACUCGGAGCACAUCUACCCCUACCUGGGACAGGACAACUCCCACUGCCGCUACAACACCCAGGACAAAGCGGCCAACUGCACCUCCUUCCAGCUGGUCAAGCAGGGCAGCGAGGCAGCCCUGGAACAGGCGGUGGCUACCGUGGGCCCAGUCUCGGUGGCGGUGGAUGCUAGCAACUUUAAGUUUCACUUCUAUCGGAAAGGAGUCUUCAAUGACAGUCACUGCAGCCAGACAGUGAGCCAUGCGAUGCUUGCUGUUGGCUACGGCACGACCCAGAAGGAUGGGAAAAGCAAGGACUACUGGAUCCUAAAGAACAGUUGGUCUGAGGGCUGGGGUGAACAAGGCUACAUGCGGCUGUGGAAAGGAGACAACCACUGCGGGGUUGCCAAUCAAGCCAGCUUUCCGAUCUUGUAACCCCUCGGACCCGCCAAGGGGCCUCUAUGCUAGAACAGCGUUCAUCCCACCGGGGUCCUUUCCCCUUGAUUGCCUUCAAGUCUGGACUUUUCUCCUCCGAACACCACUCCUUUGGGCCCCCAGCCAGGAUUUCGGGGCAGUUUCUUUGUUGCCACAGGUUCAAAUUUCACCUGCCUUUAGUAGCAAUUAAGUCGUGUAGCAAACUGCUCUUCUAAUCGGGAUGCGCGGUGUCCCGUCCGCACCGAGUGAUAUGGGGUGUUCUCUGCCUAACGCCUUCCCAAGAUAACUGUGCAAAGCGAGCUCUUUGUUGGGCGGAAACAAGAUUAAAGAGGCUUCUCCACAGGAGCUCUCUGUGUACGACAA
Gavialis gangeticus (Gharial) is the source of this 1506-nucleotide messenger RNA. RefSeq names its product cathepsin L1-like. Gene Ontology annotation, cellular component: lysosome. The coding region runs from base 139 to 1143 and encodes 334 amino acids. The transcript has 8 exons. The record is from RefSeq and is a predicted model, not a curated record. NCBI's taxonomy places the organism in Eukaryota, Metazoa, Chordata, Crocodylia, Gavialidae. Gene Ontology annotation, molecular function: cysteine-type endopeptidase activity. Gene Ontology annotation, biological process: immune response.